CCAGCGACGUCCCCGGCUGCGGCGAUCCCGCGACCGGCAGGCGCACGCGGACAUCGCCGGCCCGCCGGGACGCGCUGGAAAGCGAAGCUUCUGCGACGUUGCGGGCGGGCGGCUCGGCCAGGCCGGGGUCCUUGCGGGUCCUCGGCGGGCCCGGGGGAGGGCCCUCUUUGUGGCUGCAGUUGGCAAGAUGGCGCCGGUGGGGGUGGAGAAGAAGCUGUUGCUGGGCCCCAACGGGCCCGCGGUGGCGGCCGCCGGAGACCUGACCAGUGAGGAGGAGGAGGGCCAGAGUCUAUGGUCUUCGAUCUUGAGCGAAGUGUCCACCCGCGCCAGAUCCAAGCUGCCGUCCGGCAAGAACAUUCUGGUGUUCGGUGAAGAUGGUUCUGGUAAAACAACUCUCAUGAGCAAACUGCAAGGAGCAGAGCACGGCAAAAAAGGAAGAGGCUUAGAGUAUCUUUACCUCAGCAUUCAUGAUGAAGACCGCGAUGAUCACACACGUUGCAACGUGUGGAUUUUAGACGGAGACCUCUACCACAAAGGCCUGCUAAAAUUUGCAGUUUCGGCUGAAUCUUUGCCGGAGACCCUGGUCAUUUUUGUUGCAGACAUGUCUAGACCUUGGACUGUAAUGGAAUCUCUCCAGAAAUGGGCUAGUGUUUUACGUGAGCAUAUCGACAAAAUGAAGAUUCCACCAGAGGAAAUGAGGAAUCUGGAGCGGAAAUUUAUGAAAGAUUUUCAAGAUUAUAUUGAGCCUGAAGAAGGUUGUCAGGGUUCACCACAGAGAAGAGGGCCUCUGACCUCCGGCUCGGACGAAGACAGUGUUGCGCUCCCUCUGGGUGACAGUGUGCUGACUCAUAACCUGGGGAUCCCGGUGCUGGUGGUGUGCACAAAGUGUGAUGCUGUGAGCAUACUGGAGAAAGAACAUGAUUACAGGGACGAGCACUUCGACUUCAUCCAGUCACACCUACGGAGAUUCUGCCUGCAGUAUGGAGCUGCCCUGAUUUACACCUCAGUGAAGGAAGAGAAAAACCUUGACUUGCUGUAUAAAUACAUUGUUCAUAAAACAUAUGGCUUCCACUUUUCCAUACCCGCCUUAGUUGUGGAAAAGGACGCAGUUUUUAUACCUGCAGGCUGGGACAAUGAGAAGAAAAUAGCUAUUUUACAUGAAAAUUUUACAACCGUGAAGCCAGAAGAUGCAUAUGAAGAUUUUAUUGUAAAGCCUCCUGUGAGAAAGCUGGUUCAUGACAAAGAGUUGGCAGCAGAGGACGAGCAGGUGUUCCUGAUGAAACAGCAGUCACUCCUUGCCAAGCAGCCUGCCACGCCCACAAGAACCUCCGAAUCCCCUGCCAGAGGACCCUCUGGUUCCCCAAGGACGCAGGGUCGGGGUGGACCAGCUAGUGUGCCAAGCGCCUCCCCAGGAACAUCAGUAAAGAAGCCAGAUCCAAAUAUCAAAAAUAACGCAGCAAGUGAAGGGGUACUGGCCAGCUUCUUCAAUAGUCUGCUGAGUAAAAAAACAGGCUCUCCUGGAAGUCCUAGUGCUGGCGGAGCGCAGAGCACAGCUAAGAAGUCAGGACAAAAGACUGUGUUGUCAAACGUUCAGGAAGAACUGGAUAGAAUGACUCGAAAGCCAGAUUCCAUGGUUACAAACUCUUCAACAGAAAAUGAAGCCUGACCCUCCUUUAGAAGUGCAUAUGUCAAAUGACCAAAUAACUAUGUAUAUUCAUCUGAUAAGACCAGGAUUUUCUGAUAUGGCACAUGCUAUCAGUUUUUUGGGGUAGGGGAGAUGAACUUUAAAAAAAAUAUAUAUAUAUAUAAUUCAUUGGCUUGUCCGAGUGUGAAACGCACCUUUAGGAAGGUUACGUGUCAGGCCCCUUGUUAGGGAUGUCCCUUGGGCUCUUGGGCUGCAGUUCUCCUGUGGGAAGCAGCCACAGCUGGGCUUCUUGUAGAGUGGAGAACGGAGGCCCAUUUGCUAUCAGGGUGAAGCAGAGGAGACUAGGAAGUCAUUGAUCAGAUGGUGGUUAGUUUGACCAGUUGUGUGUUGGCAAAUCACUUGUUCUUGGGAAGCAGAUUAAGUAGAAGAACGUCGAGGAAAGAGGAAGGUUCAGGAGGGAUGAGAGAGGUGCUGGUGGGGAAGCUGAGCGUUGAGGGAAGUGGAGGAAGAGAAGCAAGCAGCGUUAGUAAGUACAUGCAUGGUAGACAUCAAAUAGCACUGUGUAAGGCCUAACAAUUAGAAGCCUUCCCAAACUAAGCACUAACCAUAAUGGGAACUGAGCUUGUUCUGAAGGCAUCUUAACUUAGGAGAAAUGUGUUCCGUGUGGAGUGCCUGAGUAAGGUGGAGCUGACUCAGCAGUGGUGAAGGUGGUAGCUGCACAGGACCCACGUGAAGGCCAUGUGCUUUUGUCCUUCGAGAGAUGCUGGGCUCUGUGUUUAUGUCACCUGGGGCAGGCAGCUGUUGUGGGUUGUGUUCAAAGUCAGCAGAUAGAAAAGACUAUAUUUUAAGUAGCUCCUGCUUCGUGUUGUUUUUUUGUUUUGUUUUGUUUUGUUUUAACUUUUUAACUACCACAGGCUGGCCAACUAAUAGAAAAUGGGUGAUUGAUCUCUCAUUUUACCAUAUUGACAAUGUGCUAUAGAAGGUUUGGGAGAAGUAAUGUUAUUGUGGUUAACUGGCUUAUGCCAAUUCCUGCCUUAGAGUCUGUGAUAACCUUCACUGAUACAGAAAGGUUCUUUUUUUUAACUAUCCAGAUCAUUGCUCUCAGACUGACAAGUGAGUGCUUUACAUCAAAAAUGGAAGUGGUAGCCUUGUGUUUUCAUAAAGUAUAGCACUUCUUUUCUUAUGGAAGUGAGAGUUUAUGUAUCUUCCAUUUAAGGCCAUAUUCAUGGACAUCAUCAUGUCACACCACCAUCAUGAGAAUGACUUCUAUGGAUCGAAAAUAGCACUUUGAGUUUUCUAUGUAACACCGCACAUAUAAAUGCAAACACUACCAUGACUUUAAUGUAUAAAAUAUUUGUUGUCCAAACCAAGGGGAAAAACCACCGUUCACUUCCGUGGAGUUUACUUUUUUUAUAUGAAUGUUUGUUAUAUUGUGUCUCGGCAUUGUGUCCCUAAUGUCAUUACUUUACAUACAUACCAGAUUUGACUAACCACUAAUGUAGUCCUGGGCCUAAGUUAACGUCUAGUUAGAUGAUGAGGCUCCUUGACUGUCUGGAGUUGCUAUGUAAAGGUCUGAACACUGUUAAGGAGAAAGCUAAGUGCUUAUUGCCUCUCUAACAGCAAAAAGAUGUUUCUUGUGCCGGUUUUACUGUUGAAAUAUAUUUUUUUUCCUUUUUUAAUUCAGUUCUUUUGUUGUUAUUUUGGGGUUUGUUUUUGUUUUUUUAAACAUGCAUUAUGGCUUCAAACUGCCAGGUUGUCUAGAUGAUGACAGUUAACUGACUGGAGUUGGGAGGUAGUGACCUAUAGAUGCCAUGUGGCCACGCUAAAGGGAAGGUCACUCAAUCUCUAGCAGCCAGGGCAGAAUGAGUGACCUCAGAAACAAGGAAUUCUUGGAAAGAUACAUGCCUAAUAGUGGGAUGUUUAAAUUUUGAUGCAAAAUUUAAAAUACGGCAUUUGAAUGGUUAAGCACUUUUUGUGUUGAUGUCAGAUGUGCUAAAACCAACCACUGAAGUGCUGAGGACUGGUCUGGUGAAGGUUUCUUGGAGACACUGUUAUUCCUUUGACACCUGGAUGCUCCUAGUUUCAAAGGAAACUGAUGGCGUGUUACCACACCGUCAGGAGUUGCCAAAGUCUUCCAGCUUUGGGGAGCUUCAGGGUUCUUUUGGGAUUGAGGAGAUGAGGUAAUUUUUGUUAUUUUAGGAUUCUCAAGCAUUGGAACCAAAGGCCAAAUAAUAAACAGCCUUUACUUUCUAAAGUAAAAUUAAUUUUACUUGCAGAAUACACUUGUAUGGUAGACUAUAAAAGACUUUUAUGACUAUUUAUACACAUUGUAGUGUUUACCUCUGUUUGCCUCUAAAUGGAUAAUUUUAAGUAAGCCCAACCUAAAAGUUAUAGCUUAGUGAGGGCUGGGAAUUGGUCUUUCGUAAAAAUCCAACAUAUAUGCUGCUAGAUUAUUUUUUAUUUUAUUUGCACUUUUUUUUUUUUUUUUUUUUAAAUACAGGGAGGGUUUCUUUGUGUUGCCCUGGAUGUCCUGGAACUCACUCUAUAGACCAUGUUGGCCUCCAGAGAUCCACCUGCCUUUGCCUCCCAAGUUCUGGGUUUAGAGUGCUACCAUGCCCAUCUGUACCUUUAUUUUUUUUCCCCCUUGGCAUUUUAAAACCAGUAUUUAAACUGAAGAGACUGUUUUCUAACUUGAUGAAGUGGAAAGUGACUGCUCUGUACAUCAUGACCUUAACAAUGUCGAUGCUGUAAGUGAAAGUUCACUGCCGUCUCUCUGCUGAGUUCAUUGGUGUUUUUAACGGAAAACUAGGACUGCAGAUACUCUGGAACUAGCCUCAGUUUAGGGGUGGCUCUACGGGGUGCAGUAUGCAGUCAUGUGGAACCUUGCUUUCUAGUGCUGGGGGAAAUGAUGUCUAAUUACUGGCUUCAAUAAACGUGAACCCAGACUGCGAA
Molecule: messenger RNA, 4597 nt
Organism: Psammomys obesus (fat sand rat)
Lineage: Eukaryota; Metazoa; Chordata; Mammalia; Rodentia; Muridae
Gene: Dync1li2
Product: dynein cytoplasmic 1 light intermediate chain 2
Exons: 13
Coding region: 188-1666 (492 amino acids)
Biological process (GO): microtubule cytoskeleton organization; microtubule-based movement
Cellular component (GO): cytoplasmic dynein complex; centrosome
Molecular function (GO): dynein heavy chain binding
Source: RefSeq, a predicted model, not a curated record